AUGCAUACUUUAUCCUACUCCUUCAUUAGAUGGUUUUCCUUGUCCCUGUUAUUAUGGAAUAAUUGUGAAUAUGUGAUUCAGUAUAACUUUGAGGAAGCAUGGAAUGACGGAGUCCGUUGGAAAAAUGCGUCGAACGUACGCUGUAUCCGAAUAUUAAAAGAGGAGGGGAAUAAAUCAGUGGACAUGGAUGAUAACUUUUCCUCAUUAGAGGAAAUUAUGUUUGGAAUAAUUAGUGGCGAUGAAGGUAACGUUGAAGAAGGAACCAAAAUAUUUUUAGACAAGGAGCCUCUCAUGGGAAAAGUGAAGAAUGGAGUGACGAAAGGGAAAUUUCAAGGAGGAAUUUCUUCCUUAGCAGGAAGUGGUCAACAUAAACCAAAUAAGGUCUUCCUAGCUAAGGGUGGAAGGUAUGCAUUCGAUAAAUGCAACAAAAGGUUGAGUAACAAUGAUUCAGAUGAUUAUGAUGAUGAUGACGAUUAUGAUGAAAAAUAUGAGAACCGAAAAUAUGAAGACAGAAAAUAUGAAAACGGAAAAUAUGAAAAUAGAAAAUAUAAGAACGGAAAAUAUGAAAACGGAAAAUAUGAAAACGGAAAAUAUGGAAACGGAAAAUAUGAAAAUGAAAAAUAUGAAAACGGAAAAUAUGAAAAUGGAAAAUAUGAAAAUGAAAAAUAUAAGAACGGAAAAUAUGAAAACGGAAAAUAUGAAAAUGGAAAAUAUAAAAACGGAAAAUAUGAAAAUAGAAAAUAUGAGAACAAAAAAUAUGAGGAAAAGGAAGAGUAUGACUACAAAUAUGGGGAUGGUCGCAAACACCGUCCUAAUGAUAGGGACAACUGCAAAUAUAGCUAUGAUCCGUUUGAUCGUGAUGAUUGUGAUAAUCCUGCAAAUCGAACUGAUGGCGAUGUUCGUAACCAUAGCCAUGGUGGUCUAUAUCUUAAAGGUACAAACUAUAUUGAAUUUCGGGAUGAUCGGCGUGAUCGAAGGAACAAAAAAUAUCGAAAUACAUAUGAUGCAUAUUAUAAAUAUGAUAGUGACGAAGAUGAUCAUGAUAAUUAUGAUAGUAGUUAUAGAAAACCUUCAAAUAAUAAACAAUAUACAUUCGAUAAUAAAGGAAAUAAGUUACCAAGAAAAUAUCCUGCCCAAAACCAUUGUCCUAAACCAUGGAAUGACAAAUAUGGAAAUGUGAACAAAGCUGGGAAAAAACAUGUUCCAAUGAAUCUAGACGACCGUGCCAAAAAAUUACCCAGUUUAUUAAAGAACAAUUUUAGUAAUUCAGGAGGAUACAGUUCAAGAAGGUAUUAUUGGGAUGAUAAUUAUGAUGACAACAAUGAUGAUAACGGCGAUCAUGAACGAUAUGUUGAAUCAAAAUAUUAUGAUCCUCAUAAUAAAAAAUCUUGGAAUUCUCAAUUUUGUCUACAACCUGGGCAACCGCAAUUAGGUCCACAAUCCGGACGACCUGGACAACCCCAAUUUGGUCUACAAGCCGGACAACCCCAAUUUGGUCUACAAGCUGGACAACCCCAAUUUGGUCCUCCAGGUAAACCAUCUCUUAUGGAACCAAACAAAGGUAGUACUUCUCAGCAGAAGCCAAAAGGAAAACUAGCUAGAUUUUUUAAUGGAAUUACACAUUUUGUAAAACGAUCAGAUGCAAUGUAUGAAGCAGAGCUGCUGAAGGUAAUGAAACUUUUUUCUAGUACCAAAAACAACAAUGAAGCAAAACUUGGAACGAAUAAAAGAACUGUUAACAAAAUAACAGUCAUUUCUCCAAUUCUCACUGUGGCUACCAUUUUCAUAUUAUUUGCCAUUCAUUCAGAAAUUGUAGGUAUGAUUGUAUCAGCUGUAUUGUUUGUUUUAUCAUCCAUAUACGUUUACUAUAAGUAUAGGAAAUGCAAAUUUAUGCUCAAAGUUUACAGUAAAAACAACGAUCUUCAAAAUGCUUUUGAACCCGGCCCCCCUCCACAAAUUACCUAUCAACCGAAUGUCUAA
Messenger RNA from Plasmodium knowlesi strain H, 1980 nucleotides. RefSeq names its product Plasmodium exported protein, unknown function. Lineage: Eukaryota; Apicomplexa; Aconoidasida; Haemosporida; Plasmodiidae. The transcript is spliced from 2 exons. The coding region runs from base 1 to 1980 and encodes 659 amino acids. The record is from RefSeq and is a predicted model, not a curated record.